AUGGUCUUCAUCGUCAAGAUACCCACCCGCCCGCGCGCAGGCCUCGCGCCCACCGACAGCGCAGACAUGACGCCCGAGCCGCCGGCGCUCGAGGACGAGGGCGCCGCGGCUGCGACUGCGCCAGGCAGCUCGACGUCGCCCGAGCCCGCCGCACGCGACAGCGAAGCACCGCCGGCCAAGCAGGAGUCGGAGGACACGACGGGCCUCUCGCUCCUCGCCUCGCUCGCGGCCAUGACGCUCAGCACGCCGCAGCCCGUCUCGCCGCCGCCAGAGCCCCGGCCGCCCUCGGCGCCCUCUACGCCGAAGCCUGCCGCGCCGGCCACGCAGUUCCCGCUGCCCUCCAUGCCGGCGCAAGCGUCGUCGUCGCGCGAGCUGCGGCCUGCGCUCGACAUCUACCUCGCGCCUGCCGUGCAGUCGCACCGCUUCGUGCGCUCGCGCGACGUCAGCCUCAUCGUCGAGCGGCCAGAGCGCAUCCGUGCGCUCUGCCUCGGCGUCGCGGGCGUGCUGGGCCGCAUCGAGGCUGCUUCACCAGGCGGAGAGGCGAAAGUCAAGGAGGAGGACGAGCUGAGUGCCGCGCUGCAGGGCCUCAGCGUCGAUGCAGCCAGAGCACCAAUCGCCGUGCAUCUCCACACGUCUGCCGCGCCCCUCUCGCCGCCGAGUCCAGCGCUCGUGGACAUUCACUCUGCGCCGCUGCCAGGCUCAGAGGAGCCGUACGUCGAGGUGCUCGCCCGUCUGUGCGCCGCAGCGCCAUCAUCGCCGCCUCCGCCAGCUGCGCACAAGCCUGUACAGCGCUCGCCCGCCCGGCGAGGCUCCGAGUCGUCAGACGAGGAGCCGCAGCACGUGUCCGAAGUGCCGGCGCCGCUGUCGCAAGGCGACCUCUACCUGUGCGGGCCGUCUGCGGACUCGGAUGAUCGAGGCACUGCCGGAGCCAUCGCCGCGUCAUUGGGCGCACUCGGUGCUGCCCUCACACGAAUGUACGCCACAGACGAGCAGCGACAGCCUGCACUGCUGCCGCAUGGCAACGCCGCUGCUGCGCGUCGCGCCUUUGUUCUCGCCCGACCGCCGGGCCACCACUGCGGGCCAGCGAGCCCGAGCGGCUUCUGCUGGGUCAACAAUGUGGCCGUCGCGGCGGCCAUGGCAUACAGGGAGCAGAUGGUAGACCGCGUGAUCAUUCUGGACGUCGACUUGCACCACGGCAACGGCACGCAGCAGAUCGCCUGGCGGAUAAACGCCGACACGCAGCGGACCGACCUGGAGCGAGCCGCGAAGCUCACUGCGCUUCGCAGCGCGCGGCGGACUGCCACUCGCGGCGGCCGGAAGAGCGGCGGCGGCGGUCACUCGCAAGCUGCCUCAUCAGCAGAGCCAGCAACAGCCGAGGAGGAAGAGCAGGUCGGGCGGCGCGGCCUGCAGAUCUUCUACGGCAGCCUGCACGACAUUGAGAGCUACCCGUGCGAAGACGGCGAGGAGACGCUGGUGCGCGAUGCAAGCACCUGCGUCGAGGGCGCGCACGGUCAGUGGAUCUGGAACGUCCACCUCGAUGCAUAUACCUCAGACGAGCACUUUGACUCCCUCUAUACCAGCAAGUAUACCCAGCUCCUCAGCAAGGCGCGCAGCUUUGCCCAGCGCACCGGCGCCGUGCCCGAGCGCACCCUCGUCAUCAUCUCCUGCGGCAUGGACGCGUGCGAGCACGAGCAUCCGGGCAUGCAGCGGCACGGCAAGUCCGUGCCGGUCGCCUUCUACUCGCGCUUCGCCCGCGACGCGGCGGCGCUUGCCGAGGAGGUAGCCGACGGGCGCAUCCUCUCCGUCCUCGAGGGCGGCUACUCGGACCGAGCGCUGACAAGCGCCUGCGUGGCGCACGUCGCGGGCCUCAGCGGCAUUGCCUCGCCCGAGUCGUGGUGGGACGCCGACUCUCUCUCGGCUCUCGAGCAGCUGGCGAAGCGCGCUGCAGCGCCGCCUCCAGCAACCACGCCCGCCAGCAUCGCGCGCCGCCGUGCCGACCCGGCAUGGAUCUCCGCCGCCGCCUCGCACUUCCAGGCGCUUGAGCGCGCCUGUGGGCGCGAGCAGCCCGCUGCGCGAUCACGGGCGGCCCCUAACACGCCGGGUGCAAAUAUCAACAGCCCGCGCGAGACACGCUCGAGCGCACGGCAGGCCGUCAGCAGCCCAACGCCUGCCGGAGCGUCGCAAUGA
Molecule: messenger RNA, 2187 nt
Organism: Tilletiopsis washingtonensis
Lineage: Eukaryota; Fungi; Basidiomycota; Exobasidiomycetes; Entylomatales
Product: Arginase/deacetylase
Exons: 3
Coding region: 1-2187 (728 amino acids)
Cellular component (GO): nucleus
Molecular function (GO): histone deacetylase activity
Source: RefSeq, a predicted model, not a curated record